ACUCGGCGUAUCCUCUUUGCGAGAUUUAGAACCUGAUUGCUGCGCUAGCCUUUUGGCGAAGCUCCAAAAGGAGGAGGUUUUUACAGGAUUACUGCUUGAUGGCGGUCUGGUUAUCACAACCCGUUCCGCUGUGCCUUCUAAAGAGGCAGCAGCAGGCUUGCAUUUGCUGGCGUUCUCGGCUCCCGUUUUACGCAAGAACAAGAGAGGAGCUCACGCGACGGCUCAGCUGAUUUGCGCACCCAAACCUCUAUCUCCAGAGAGGGCAUUUGGAACAAAUGAGGCGCUCGGUGUUACAAUCGUUGCAUGCGAACACCUGUCCUGUGGAGAGGAACAUGCCUCAGUCGCGUGCAAUGUCUCGUCAUUGUCUCGAAGUCUUGGAAUCGGCUCGAAUGCGGUUCUGCUCGUCUAUUACUUCACUGCUCUACGUCUUCCACGAGGAAACGCGUCAAAGAUAUCUUCUGAGAGCAUGCCACCCACUGCUCUUUCAUGGAACCUGAAAAAGGGUCGCAUAAUGGAACCCCACGAUUCCGAAGUGGCCUCGAAUCCGGUGGAAACACGCAAAAUCGGUAUUCAGUUUUCUCGCUCUCGCUCUUUUCUGUCAAGCAAAAAUGACAAGUCAGGUGGCCAGCGUGACUUGGUAGUGCCAAGCUGUGUUUUGUUCAACAACGAUGGUGAAGUUUCCUCCAUCGUGGACCAUGACGCAUUAAGCAAGGCGCAAGCUCAUGCUACGCCUAUGAGUGCGAUUCUUGAGUGGAUUUUAAGUAUGUAUGACAUGACUGGCACCAGCAUAAGGCUUCCUCCCAUCGGCUUUCCCAACGAAAACGUCACCAGUGAGCAUAUCUUGCCAGAAGCAGCAGUAGAGGAGCGGCUGACGGAAUCAGUACCAGUGACUAGUUACGACGCCACCCCAGAAGCUGCAUCUGACUCUGUGCCUUGUUCCUUGAACACAAGCGUGGAGCAAAGGGUUGAAGAUUCGGUGGAGGGUGAUUCAUCAGCUCCUGAUGCUGUGAAUGCAAGUUCACCAACCGAUCAAGUUAACGAGACCAAUGUCACUGCAAGCUCUGACACUGGCCUGGGUGCUGCUAACUCAACAGGUGAUGAUGUGGAAUGCCAUCCUGUGGAAGUGACUUCUACUAAUCAGAUGGCGGCGGAUGACGUGGAGAGUGCUCAUGUCGACAUCAUUGCUCCCAUGCAAUCCGCUGAGAAGCAGAAGCUGACUCAUGACGAGCUCAAAGCACGCAUAAUGGGUUAUGGCAACACGAGUGGUUUGAUGAAGAGACAGAGUGCUCGAGCAGACGUUUCCAGGCAUGCGGAACUAGCUAAUAUAGCAGCUGGAGUGCAGAUAUUGUCAGGUGGGCCAAAAGAAACCACCUCCAACAGCUCCUCUGCAAAAGGGAGAGGUUCUGAGGGUGGCUUCAUUGGGGAGACAGGCAGCACCUCACGUAAGCCCGCACUUUGGCGAUUCGGAUCGACAGGGCAGCACGCAGCUGCAGCCACAGCAGCAUCAGAUGGAGCAGGCCACGAGGGAGUCUCUCAGAAUUCUGCAUUGAAGAAUCUGUCAUCCCUGCAGAUGAUCGUUGCUGCUCCUGUAGCAGCAUUUGUCGAACUGGGGUCAAAAAUGAGUGGUGCAAUGGUGGAUCUUGGUGGUGCAUUCAGGAGAAACCAGGAGAAUGAUGACCACAUGGCUGAAAUGAGUGAAUUGGACAGGAAGAAGCUACAGGAACAAGAGGUGCGCAGACAAGAUGCAUACAAAAAUGCUGCUGCAUCCCUCUUUAAAACGAGUCACCAUCAGGAGAGGCUAUCUACCCCAGACCCGCAAGCCCUCCCACCUGAUAUGGAGCACCCUGAAAACGGUUCAUGCCUGGACCAAGUUGCUGACGUUGAGGUUGAUGAUGCAAAAGGCUUGGAGUCACAAGCGAGUGCAGAGGAUGGUUGCAGCGUUCUGUUUGGAGCAAAACAAGGUGAUGAGAAGGAUGGAGAUGGUUCCAGCAAAAGGAAUGGGGCCGCUGAGGUUAGUGGGGAUGGGGUCAGUGAAGGGAGAAGACCAUGUGAGCUGGAUGGAGGUGCCUAUGCGUGUGAUCAUUCAACAGCCUUGAGCGGAAGCCUCAGCAUGGAGUUGUCCAAAGAGUUGAAGGGCGAGCACUCGUCAGAGAUUGUUGUCGGUGCGAGAUCCAGUGACGGGUCAAGCAAAUCAAGUGAGCAGUCCAGCCACAGCCACGCCAGAGACAGCACCGGCAGCAGCAGCUCCACCGACCAUGUCAAAGAGAAGUGGCCUCUUGCCACCCAAACGAGCGCUGGUGGUAGCACCUCCAUGGGCACACGGCGCCCACGGGUCAUAUUGGAUGACCACUGGUGGAAAACAAAGCUGGUCAGUGAGGAGCCAGGGCGCCGUUUGGUGGCUGCUCAGCUAGCCAGGGAGGCAAUGCUGAUGCGAGGGGGGUCAGGUAAUGUCUCUCGGCUGGAGGGGCGCAUUGGGGGACUGGAGGCGCCUACUCCUCUUGCUUCACGUUCCAACUCAGGAGUCCCACCUACCAUAAGGAAGGGAGCCAUCACAACAGCUCUGCAUGACAAAGGAACAGAUGUGGCUCAGGGCUCCAAUGCUGAAGGUUCCGAGCCUGAGGGGGAAGGAGAAGAUAAGUCUGAUGGAGCUGAUGGUGCCUCUCAGCGCCUUGCUGAGAAGCGUGGAACUGACCCACCAGGGGGUGCUGCUGAUGGGGCGAGUGCAUGCAUGGACAAGCCGUUGGAUGAUGUUGGUGGUAGUGAUGGCAUUGGAUUGCAUGGAGCGCAAGGGAACCAUUUAGUGGGCAAAGGAUCUGCAGCAACAAUGUUGGGUAAGGUUGAAGUCACGUUAUCCAGCUCCCCUACUCAGGCUGAAGUGCAGGCACUUCAGCAGCCAUCCCAGACUGCAACUGCCAAUCAGGACCCCUGGGCGAGCAAGGCGGAGCACAAGACCCCAGUGAAGGCAGUCCCUCCUCCAGUGGACAAGCGGCUGCAGUCAGGCUUUGACGGGCUCAUGCAGGCAAUUGAGUCGCUGGCCACCAUGAGUGUUUCCCGCUCUCCUGGAGCCAAGCCAUGGGCCUCAAGCAACCGAGGAACAGACAAGGGAGUUAAAAGCCAGAACACGCAGUCCUCAAGCCCCGUGCUGGCAUAUGACGGAGCAGUGACCAGUCAGGGGAAGCGCCAAACUGAGCCGAGCCAAGCUGCAGCUGGGGCAACAAGACAACCAGCAAUGUUUCCAAACACUCCAGGCGCUUCAACCGGUCACAGGCUCCCUGCUGCAUCACCAGAGCACACUCAAGAGUACGCUCACAGAGCAGGGGUGCUGAGCUUGCAGCAGCAGGCAGCGUGGCUGUGGGACAGUGCACAGCACAUGGCUGCAAGGGGCACAAGGGCCAGCUCUGCAUCAAGCGAUGGGGACUCCCAGGCCAGAGGUAGCGGUAUAGAGCGUGACAGGCCGCAUCCAUUCCCGCCGGUCCAACUGCGUUCCGCGUCCCCCGGACGUUCCCACCGUCCUUCGUCCCGUCUCGUCGUUUGCGCAUCUUCCCGUCGCGGCGGAUCCCGACCUGCGCCGCGCGGGUUUUCCGCGCGCGAGGCGAUGCGCGGAGGGGUGGACUCGGAGGGGCGACAGUAUGCGUCGGCGGACGAAAUGUGGCGGCAGGAGACGGGGGAGCGCGCAGUGAGCGCGGGGGAAGGGGGAAGCGGGGAGGGCGCAAUGGAGGCGGAAAUGGGCGGGAAGAAGCGCGAAUGGUACGACAAGGGCGUCAAAUACUGGGAGGGCGUGGAGGCGAGUGUGGACGGCGUGUUGGGGGGGUACGGCUCGGUGAGCGCAACAGACGCGGCGGGCAGUGCGGCGUUCCUGCAGGAGGUGUACGGCGCACAGCUCGACGCUGCCCGCUCUCAAGGCCGCCCGCUUGUCGCUCUGGACUGUGGAGCGGGCAUAGGGCGAGUGACCAAGGAGUUCCUACUGCACGUAUUCAACGAGGUGGAUCUAGUGGAGCCGGUGCGGCACUUCAUAGAUGCCGCCCGACACCACCUCACCUCGCCACCCUCCUCUGCUGCCUCACCUGCCGCCUCCCACCGUGCCGUCAACUUCUUCUGCUGCCCGCUCCAGGUGCUGCCCGCUCCAGGUGCUGCCCGCUCCAGGUGCUGCACGCUCCAGGUGCUGCCCGCUCCAGGUGCUGCCCGCUCCAGGUGCUGCCCGCUCCAGGUGCUGCCUUCCCAGGUGCUGCCUUCCCAGGUGCUGCCUUUCCAAAGUAAACCCGCCUUUCUGCGUGUUACUUAA
Closterium sp. Yama58-4 is the source of this 4282-nucleotide messenger RNA. The record is from the annotation of a GenBank genome assembly. NCBI's taxonomy places the organism in Eukaryota, Viridiplantae, Streptophyta, Zygnematophyceae, Desmidiales, Closteriaceae.